ACAACGUGUGGGAAUUUGACAUUCGACAAUUCCAAUUCGUCGAGAAGCUAGAGUCUAGAUUCUAGAUCUAGAAGCCAGAAAAGCCAAAAGACGAAGCUGAUCCUAUCUCAUGUGGAGAUUGAGUAGCUAGCCAGAGAUUCAACAGAUUAUCGAGAUUCAGUUAGCUAAGUGUGAGAAAGUAAAUGUGCCUCUAUCAUGGCGCUGUUUAAAUCGCCUCUUUUCAAAGUUGCGAUGUUUGGUGGAGUGGCUGUGAUUGGAGCAACGACAUGGAUGGAGAGCAGGAUGCAGAGUCAAUUUCGACAGCAAGACUUCUACCAGAAACCUCUGCUCAUGCUGCACAAAUACAAACCUGCAGAGCAGUUCUUUGGCCGCCCUAUCUAUGGUGGUCGCCUCAGCCUGGGGGAUGAAAGCAAAUUGAAAGUUGAUGAGUUCACAGCCAAGCUGUCCAUUCCAGUGGUGGGACCAAAAGAUAAAGGAGUCUUGUAUGUCGCUGCUAGCAGAGAGAGUCGAGAAAAAGACUGGAAUAUUGAUGUCCUUGACUUAGAAAUCACAAGGACCAAACAGAGAUGGAAGUUCUAUGACCGCACAUUGGACAAGAAUAGUACCCCAGAUCUUUCUGAUAACUGUACUGAGGAGACUUCAGGGCAUUUAUCAUGAAGUUGAUUAGUCCAUGAAUUCUUGUACAAAACUACUGUGAUUCAUGAGGACUUGUUGUAAUGCUUUUUCAUCAGCCAUAGCACCAGAAAUUCCAAACACUUUCUGUGCUUAGGUUGACCCAUGAGUGACUUAUGUGUGUGAGCUGACAAAAAUUGAUGCCAUUUUUUUUAUCUGAGAAUCUAUGAGUUGUUUUUUUCUUCUAAGAGGACUUUGCCAUCCACUAGAUAUAAUUGAGGACGAAGUCUCAUCAGCUUCGUUUAGCAUCCGUCCCCCUUAGAUUAAACUCGGCACAAAGCCGAAAAGUCGGGAACAGAUACUACACUUUGAUCUUAGCCAAAAGGCGGAGAAGAAUCUAUGAGCUUUAUUAUUGUCAAACUACUUGAUUUUAACAAUUGUUUUAUUACAUUAAACGGCACAUUCAAGGGGCUGUUAUUCAAUGUAGAAAGUCCGUCUCUUGAGGCAUUUUAAGUUUGUAUUGUUUUUUAAAUAAAAUCAUUAAAGGCUCUACAGCUUUUUUACUACCAUUUUAUGUUUGCUGACUGUAAACUAUGACUUAUGAAUGUUCACCAGCAAAUGAUUAUGAAGGUUUCUGUAAAUCGUCUUUCUGCUUGAUUUUGUGAUGCAUUGUUGAGAGCAAAAGUAAAUGAAUUUGUUCUAAGUUCAAAACAAAUUGUAUAGAUGUUCCAGUGAUGAUGAAUGUUUUUACACAUGUUCAUAUUAUUUAUGGAUGAUGUUUGCAGAAUUGUAAAGUGGCGACCAUUGAGGCAUGAUGCAUUUUUUUAUCGCAAUUCAUAACUUCAGCUUCAAACGAGUAUUCUAAUGAAGUCAGUUCAAAAAAUCUUUCCAAAUUAUUUCACUAAGAGACUUUGAAGAGAGAAAGAGGUGAUAAAAGAUGUACACCGAUUUAGACUGGUUGGGAAGUUUUUUAAAACAUUUUCUUAUUCUUUGAAAUGGCAUAAGGCUGCUAUGCUGGUGAGAGACCCUAAAUUCUUUAAAUUGAAAGAAAAAGCCAUGUUACAUCUUUCAAUAUUUCUUCUUAAACAAGUGACAUAUACCAAGUAUUCUACUCUGUCUUCAAAGGAAUGUACAGUUACUGCUCUGUAAAAAUGUGAAAUAAAAUCUUUUUUUUUUAAAACAGCUACAGUCAA
Messenger RNA from Aplysia californica (California sea hare), 1805 nucleotides. Its product is annotated as cytochrome c oxidase assembly factor 1 homolog. Gene Ontology annotation, cellular component: mitochondrial inner membrane. The record is from RefSeq and is a predicted model, not a curated record. Gene Ontology annotation, biological process: mitochondrial respiratory chain complex I assembly; mitochondrial respiratory chain complex IV assembly. The coding region runs from base 196 to 657 and encodes 153 amino acids. NCBI's taxonomy places the organism in Eukaryota, Metazoa, Mollusca, Gastropoda, Aplysiida, Aplysiidae. The transcript has 4 exons.